AUGCAGAAAAUAACACAGAAAGUCCUGUUCGAGAGAGGGACUCCUGAAACCAGUAAACUGGACCAGAUCAAGACUCUGAAUCUCUCGCAGAUGGAGCUGAAGAGCACGGAUCUGCCCGUCUCCCUGCUGUCUCGGCUCUGCCGUCUGGAACGGCUGGACCUGUCUGGAAACAGGCUGCAGGAGCUCCCGCGGGGUUUGACCCUGCCCUGUCUCAGAGUGCUAGACUGCUCUAACAACGACAUGGAGGAUGUGACAUCGCUCCAAGACCUGGGCAGCCUAGAGGAGCUACGGUUAGAGGACAACCUGUACCUUACAGUUAAUGAUGAACACAAGGCGAUGUUUCUUCUGCCCAACCUGAGGAUUUUUAACGGCAAAGAUGUCAGCGCAACGGCUCGUCACAUUCGCUAUGUCAGCAGUGAGAUUCUCCGGAAACGGGUGGAGAUGAUUGCGAAAGAACACCUCCGAUCCUUGACUGGAUCCGGUGAAAAACAGAGAGAAGCGGAAACCCUUGCUGGAUCUAAAGAGAAUGGGGCGGAGAACACUCCUGCCAAGAGGAAGAGUUGUGAUUUGGGAACUGACGGCAACGCGGGAGGUUCCGUGAAAAGAGCAAAAACGAACGGAGAAGCCGUAGCAGAAGCGAGCCCGCGAAAAUCGAAUCGCUUAGCUAAUGCGGCCGUGCCGGAGGCUAGCCCCCGAAAAUCCAGUCGCCUGCAGGGCACCCCUCAGAAGGUUUCCCAGACGACACCCAGCCCCCGAAAAGCACUUAGGAUGAACGAUGCACCUACUGCCGAGGACAGCCCACGGAAAUCGAGCCGUCUUCAGGGUACGCCGCAGAAAAACGGACAUGUUGCCGCUAGCCCUAGAAAGGUCCCCAAGAGUCAAAGCAUUUCCAACGGGAAGCCAAUAGCUGGAGAGGAGAGUCAGUCAAAAAAACCGAGAGAUCACUCAACAUCACAGCAGGGGAGGCAGACAAGGACCCCCACCAAGACAGGGACCUCUGCACAUCAGGAGACUGAUAUCAAGUCUGAUGUACCUAAGGAGCCAGCGUGUCUGCGACCAAUCCACGUCCUGCAGUGCCACAGUAAAGACGACAGUCCAGAGGACUUCCGCACCCAGCUGUGGGCCUGUGCGUUUGAGCCUUCGCAGGACAAUAGAGAUGCCAGUGGCUGGACCCAUACAGUAGCAACCUGUGGAGGUGAUUCUGUGUGUGUGAUAGACUGUGAAACAGGGCGUGUACUUAAGAAAUACAAAGUCCCUGGUGAGGAGUUCUUCUCUGUGGCCUGGUCCACAGUGAUGAUGUCACGUGAGGUCGGGGGUCUUCGCCCCUGUAGCAUUUUGGCAGCGGCGGGGAAGAGGGGCGUGGUGAAGCUAAUCCACCCCAGGGCUAACCUGGCGUACGGAGAGUUCCGCGCCAGCCGGCGUGCAGUCUCCAUCCUGCGCUUCAGCCCACGGCGGGCGAGCUUCCUCUUCACUGGAGCCUAUGAUAAUAAAGUGAUUAUGUGGGACAUUGGUGGAGUGGACCGUGACUAUAACUUCAAAGUGAGUCAGCUGCUCGUCCUGGAGACGAGCUCCACUCCUCUACAGCUGUGUCUGCCUCCAUCCUCUCCAGACACACACCUCAUGACCGCCUGCGAAGACGGCCUGUACUGCUUCGACACUCAGCUAAGCAAAAACACACAGAAGAAGGCCGAGAAGAUGGAGAUUGUAUUUCCUGUUUACAAGAAGAAGGACAAGACCGGCGACUACCGCACUAUAGAUGGACUGGGUUUCCUGUCAGAUGACAUAGUGGCAUCUAAAAGUCACAUGCAAGGAUCCAUCUACCUGUGGAGCUGGAAUCGGACAUGGGCAUCGCGCCCGGGCAAGAAGAGGGAGGUGCCCGCUGUUAUCUUGGCAGAACUGCAAUGGGCCAGCACAGACAUUCCCUACCUGUCUCUGAGCACCUGCCCAGAUUACGGUUAUGUGGUAUGUGGCGAUGAGAAGGGGAGACUGUGGACAUACCACAUCACAGAGAGUAUGAAGUCCAAAUUUAAGAGUGGAAAAGUAAUACCCGCUACUGAGGUCUUGGAAUGGCCAUCCCCUGUUAGAACUGGAAUGAGCCCAAUAGAAGGGCCUUCCAUCAACAACGUUGCCAUGGAUCCAGAACUCCGCUAUCUGGUUGCCCUUAGUGACAAGAACAUGGCUGUGAUUUGGAGGAGAGAGGACGUCUAA
Chanos chanos (milkfish) is the source of this 2208-nucleotide messenger RNA. It is a transcript of the gene lrwd1, whose product is annotated as leucine-rich repeats and WD repeat domain containing 1. Gene Ontology annotation, molecular function: chromatin binding; protein binding. Gene Ontology annotation, cellular component: nuclear origin of replication recognition complex. The transcript has 14 exons. Lineage: Eukaryota; Metazoa; Chordata; Actinopteri; Gonorynchiformes; Chanidae. Gene Ontology annotation, biological process: establishment of protein localization to chromatin; chromatin organization. The record is from RefSeq and is a predicted model, not a curated record. Bases 1 to 2208 code for a protein of 735 amino acids.